Molecule: messenger RNA, 2242 nt
Organism: Symbiodinium sp. CCMP2456
Lineage: Eukaryota; Dinophyceae; Suessiales; Symbiodiniaceae
Source: the annotation of a GenBank genome assembly
UGGGUGCGAGACAACAAGCAGAGGUGGCAAGAGUGGCUUCCCAUCGAAACCAACUGCAUCACCGGCUUUGGUCUGGCUGAUGCUGCAGGCAACUUUCUGAUGGACAGGGCAAAUGCAACAAGCUGCGAAGUGUGCACACCAGGCAGGUACUCGCAGGAGUACCUGGACACAGGCGGCCAGACCGGCUGCAUCAGCUGCGACGAGGUCCGCACGACCCGGCUACUGGCUGCAAGCAGAAGGGAAGACUGCGUGUGCAAGCCAGGUUUGAUCGAAGCGUCGCCGGGGGUUUGUGUGAGCUGCGGCGAAGGCUUGUACUGCCCGGUGGGAAGCACCGCACGGCCCGAAGUGCUGCCCAUGUACUUCAGCAGCAUGGAAGUGCCCCUGGAGACCUACCGUUGCCAGUCGCACUGCCCCGGGGGAGCACCAGGCAGUUGUGACGGAGGCCGCGUGGGCCGAACCUGCAGCGAGUGCCCCGACAACUUCUACAGCUCGGGGAACCAGUGCGUCGAGUGUGGUGUAGCGCUGCCAGUCCUUUGGCUUCUCGGCGUUGGCAUAGUGGUUUGUAGCAUCUUCAGCUCUUACUACCUCCUCACAUCAAGCUACACGGCCAAAGCCAGUGUGCUGACUUGUACCACGUGCAGCUUCGGCAUGAUGGUCUCCCUUUUCCAGAAUUUGGGAGUGAUACAGACCGUGUCAGUGAGCUUCACAACGAUGACGAACAUAGGCUUGGUUCCCUUCAUGUGUUACCGCCAUCCCGCAGGCAGCGAGAGCGUGCUGAAGUACAGCGACGUUUUCUGUAACUCGGCCGAGCACACGCUGAUGCAGCUGCUGGGCAUGGCCGUCUUGGCCUUGAGUGGCGCCUUCCUCGCCUCCUGCUUCUUCUUCGCGUGGAAAGCUCCUUCAUGGUCAGGCAAAGCAAUCCAAGGAGGUGUCCGCUUCCUGAUCUUCCGCUUUAGACCCAAUGUCUGGUGGUUUGGCCUUGUCCUUCUCACACGGGGACCGCUCCUUUCAAUGCCCGCCGUCGCAGCGCCAAACAAGCCGGCAGUGCAGUUUGUUUGCUUGCUCGGCAUCCUGCUGCUGUCCCUGCAGCUGCAGGUGUGGUACUUGCCAUGGAAGGCUCCGAUCCUGAACUUGGUGGACGGUGUCACCAACCUGCUCCUCGUGAUGCUCUUGGCAAUUGGCUUGGGCCGCCUCGGCCCAGACCCGGAGGACGGGCCUGCAGUCCUCGACAGCUUGGCCGCUGCCAUCUCUGCGAUGAUGAUGAGUGUGCUCGGCCUCAUGCUCGUACUUGCCAUGGCCGCCCUCUUCUACAAGAAGGCUUUGGGCAGCAAUGAUGAGCUUUGGAUCAUGAAUCUCGGCAAGCCACCAUCCUCCAAAGACUUCUGCGACACCUUGUCGAACUUCCUUCACAGCCAGCAAGACAUGCAGGAGAAGGAGGUGCGACAAGUGGUGGACGCGCUCUGCGUCUACGACUACUGUGACGUGAACGCGUCGAUUGUCCUCCUCAGCACGGAGCUGGGUUUCCGCAGCAAGCUCACAGAUGCCUUGGCCAGGCGCCGGAUUACCUCUUCGGGAUCUUUUGCUUCCCUGCCUGCAGGAAGUAAGACACAGCAAAUGGAUGCCGAAGUAGAAAGCGUCGACGAGGAAGACAACUGCCUUGAAAGCAAUGCGGACGAGGCUGCCGUAGCCAAGAUGGAGCCUCACGCAGAGGACAACAUUCAGGUGACACAACCAACGGAGUUUGAGCUGCGCCUCGAUGUCCUGGAGGAGAGCGGCCAUCUGCCGCAGAGGCUCGCGGACAGGCUUCUCAGCUGCCUGGGCCGUACUCUGAAAGCCGCCAAAUGCACCGGGGCUUUGCCUUUGCAGGAGCUCUCCCUGCGUUUGGCAUCCUUCGCCGACAAUGCAGAGCCACUCAGGCCGUCCUCCGAAGCUCGCAUUGCCCUCAUCGAGGGUCUCGAGUGCCUGCCGCUGCGGCGGCUGCAGCUUAGCUUCUUGCCACUUCGGCAGAAAGAUGUUUUGGAGAAGGUGGAGGAUGCAAGCAGCGGGAGGUGUUUAACCUUCACAUCAAUGCUUAGAGGGCUUGGCCAUCUGGAGCAUCUCGUCCUGACCCACAACGGCAUGUUUGGAGAUGUUGCCAUGGAGUUGGCGAAGGCUCUGCAGCAGCUGCACUUGCGCACGGCAGAUUUCUCCAGAAACCGCAUCUCCGUUGAGGCUUGGAAGCAAAUGGCCGAUGCACUGGGCG